Messenger RNA from Amphimedon queenslandica, 987 nucleotides. Its product is annotated as nuclear pore complex protein Nup133-like. The transcript is spliced from 9 exons. Gene Ontology annotation, cellular component: nuclear pore outer ring. Bases 15 to 923 code for a protein of 302 amino acids. Gene Ontology annotation, molecular function: structural constituent of nuclear pore. Gene Ontology annotation, biological process: protein import into nucleus; poly(A)+ mRNA export from nucleus; transcription-dependent tethering of RNA polymerase II gene DNA at nuclear periphery. The record is from RefSeq and is a predicted model, not a curated record. NCBI's taxonomy places the organism in Eukaryota, Metazoa, Porifera, Demospongiae, Haplosclerida, Niphatidae.
UAGGUAGGGUUGGCAUGGCUCUACAGUUGGCAGAGGAGUGGUCGCACUUUCCCACGAUAUUGCAAGUAUUGGAGGAACAAGGGGACACGGAGCUGCUCAGGAAUUACCUGGAAGUUUUUAAAGAUAAAGGUUUCGAUGAGUUUAUCUUCCAUUAUUAUAUUGAUAAUAAGAACAUCAAGCAGUUGAUAGAGCUCACUAACUUGUUCCCAGAGUCACUGAGCAAGUUUCUUAAUGAGUAUCCAGAGCUUCAGUGGCUUCACCUAAUAGCCACUGACAAGUAUAAUGAAGCAUCAGACUCACUGAGAAGAGUAUCGGAUAAUGAGGAAACUUUCUUAUCACGAAAGAAGACUGCACUGAGUCUCAGUAAGCUAGCACUACUGGCUGCUGGGGGCCACUCAUCAGCAAAGACUGUUGGUGACUUGGAGGAGAUCAACUGUGAGUUGCAAAGGAUUGAAUAUGCUGAGAAACUACCGGAAAAUUCACUAAAGAAAAUAGGCGUGAAGGAUAUUAAUGAUUUGCCUCCAUUGCCUCCUGAAGAUGUCAUUAAAUUGUUUCUUGAGGGAGAGGACAAUCAGCUAAUGUACACAAUGUUUGCACUUAAUUAUCUUCUACUUGCUUAUCCUGAAUCAGAGAGUGAAGAGAGAAGACAGUUACAAGUAUUGAUCUGGAGUCAUGUGUUACUACAAACAAAUUGGUCUGAGUUCAAUACUGGUGGAGACAUAAUGGAGGAACUUCAGGAAUCACUCAUGUUUAAGCUGAUGAAUGAAUGCCAUCAUAAUUUUGCUGAUGUUAAGCAGUUGUUGCCUGCAAUUGAAGACUUGCUCUCAUCUCAGUUGUUGGUUGAUAAAGGAUUGGAUAGUUCUGCUAUAUUGAUCUAUUGUGUCAAGUUGUGCUAUGAAAGAGUCACUGAACUCCAGCGUUAAUAUUAAUUUUUAAUAGUUGCUGAGUUGGCAAAUUUACACCAAAAUAAUUGUAAUUAUUAUUUUA